Molecule: messenger RNA, 2774 nt
Organism: Cydia fagiglandana
Lineage: Eukaryota; Metazoa; Arthropoda; Insecta; Lepidoptera; Tortricidae
Gene: Trxr1
Product: thioredoxin reductase 1, mitochondrial
Exons: 10
Coding region: 804-2438 (544 amino acids)
Biological process (GO): cellular response to oxidative stress; glutathione metabolic process; cell redox homeostasis
Cellular component (GO): mitochondrion; cytosol
Molecular function (GO): glutathione-disulfide reductase (NADPH) activity; thioredoxin-disulfide reductase (NADPH) activity; flavin adenine dinucleotide binding
Source: RefSeq, a predicted model, not a curated record
ACAUGAAAUUAACAAACUUACAACUAGCACAAAACAUUAUCACUUUCUACUGUGGUUGAACUUAUAUGUUUAAAGAGAAAAGACUUUAGAAUCAAGAAUUUUAAGAAACAUCUCACUACUUAGGGUGAUAUUUCACCUGUCCAAUGUAUAUUUGCAUAUCACAUCUUGCUUAGUAAGAGAGUGAGGCGCAAUACACAUUGGACCGAGAUAUUGCACAGGUGGAAUACCAACCUUAUGUAUAUGUAAAACACUGCACACAAUAAGAAAUAAAACUGGAAAUGGAAAUAACAGAAGUUACAAGUUUAUAAAAUGUACUUUAGAAAAGUGUACCAAAAUAAAAUCUUAGAACACAUUUAGAGUAGUUGUUAAGUUAUCUCUAAGCAUGAUAUUGAUAUUUACAGUGACACAAUGUAUAAGUACUUAUACAGUCAUAACAUAAUAGUAUUAAAAGAGGAAGAUACGGCACGCUGCAAACUGACUCACAAUAAUUAUAUAUAAUGCGUCACUUCACAACGUGACUAUCUCGUAGACUACAGAGGUUCUACAUAUUUCCUGGAACGCUCCGCGUAACUUGCUUUUGGAUUUUGAACCUAUUGUACAUACUCAGAAAGAUGCAAUUAGUUUUCUAUGCACUAACAAGAAACACACUAACCAGAAGUAUGUCUUAUCUCUUUGUAAUACGGUUUAUAAAUGAUCAGUUAAUUGUUACAGGGACACCAUAGGUUUAAAAGGACUAGCUCAAGAUUUGAAUAGACAUUUCGCGCCAGCUCUUUACAAAACAAACAUUAGUAAAACAUUAAAACAUGUAUUUACUUAAAACAUUACCUAUGAAUGUGGCUAGUAUAUUUAUGUUGUGUUGUGGGCCCUGUGGUUCAUCUGUAGUAAAACCUGAGCAACAUCAGUCAUCAUGUGAGAACGCUGCUCCUAAAUACGAGUACGAUGUGAUGAGGUUAACGACCACGAAAAAUGGGACUUUUGACUAUGAUUUGGCGGUCAUUGGUGGUGGGUCCGGAGGCCUGGCAUGCGCCAAGGAGGCUGUAAACCUCGGGGCGAAGGUGGCGGUCCUGGACUUUGUGACCCCAUCUCCGCUGGGAACAAAAUGGGGCCUGGGUGGCACAUGCGUCAAUGUUGGGUGCAUACCGAAGAAACUGAUGCACCAGGCUGCAUUAUUAGGAGAAAGCAUUCACGAAGCGGUGUCAUACGGCUGGCAAGUCCCAAACUUGAACGCCAUCAAAAUCGACUGGAGCGCCCUCACCGAAUCCGUCCAGAACCACAUCAAGUCCGUCAACUGGGUCACCAGGGUGGACUUGCGGGAUAAGAAGAUCGAGUACAUCAAUGGACUUGGAGAGUUCAAGGACCCGCACACGCUAAUAGCGACGCUAAAGAACGGCACGAAGAAGGAGCUGACGGCGCGCAACAUCGUGAUCGCGGUGGGCGGGCGGCCGCACUACCCCGACGUGCCGGGCGGCCUCGAGUACUGCAUCAGCUCCGACGACAUCUUCAGCCUGUCGCAUCCGCCCGGCAAGACGCUCGUUGUUGGCGCUGGAUACAUCGGCCUCGAGUGCGCCGGCUUCCUCAACUCGCUCGGCUACUCGGCCACCGUGCUCGUCCGCUCCGUGCCCCUCCGCGGCUUCGACCAGCAGAUGGCCGGCAUGGUGGUCGCCGAGAUGGAACAGCGAGGCAUUACCUUCCAUCACAGGACCAUCCCUCUGUCGGUGGAGAAGCUAGAGAACGGGCAGCUGAAGGCGCGCUGGGUCAACACUGAGACUAAACAAGAGGGCGAGGAUGUUUUCGACACGGUUCUGAUCGCCACUGGUCGCUACGCGCUCACCAAACAGCUCAACUUAGAAGCCGCUGGCAUCACGACGGUAUCACCAAACGGCAAGAUCAUCGCCGCCAGCGAACAGACCAACGUCCCGCACAUCUACGCGGUGGGCGACGUGCUGGAGGGCCGCCCUGAGCUCACGCCCGUCGCCAUCCACGCCGGCCGGCUGCUGGCCCGCAGGGUGUUCGCUAACGGCACGCAACAAAUGGACUACGAGAAUGUUGCUACUACGGUGUUCACGCCUUUGGAGUAUGGAUGCGUUGGGCUCAGUGAGGAGGCAGCCCUACAGAGGCACGGUGCGGACAACAUCGAAGUGUACCACGCGUUCUACAAGCCCACGGAGUUCUUCAUCCCGCAGCGCAACAUCCGCAACUGCUACCUGAAGGCCGUGGCCCUGCGCGAGGCGCCGCAGCGGAUCCUGGGGCUGCACUUCGUGGGACCCGUCGCCGGGGAGGUUAUUCAGGGCUUCGCGGCCGCCAUUAAAUGCGGUAUCACAAUGGAGCAGCUGAUCAACACGGUGGGCAUCCACCCCACGGUUGCCGAGGAGUUCACGCGCCUCAACAUCACCAAGCGCUCCGGCAAGGACCCCAACCCCGCCUCCUGCUGCAGCUAGAGCGGGACCGCAACGUUACAGACAGGGACGGACGACACACACACACUCUCACACACGAGCGAUAUCGAUAUACAUCACACUCACUUCGACGGCAAACCGUGUCGCAAAUGGGGGUUACCUAUUAAAACCUCGUAACAUUGUCUAAAAUCGCCGGUAUCAGAAGGGUCACUAGUGUAACCUAAUUGCUUCUAACAAUUACUGGAUUUUGAAUAAAACGCGUUUGGUCAAAUGAAACACUGACACGAACGAUAAGAAACAAGUUGUCAUUUCUGUUCCCGAAAAUUAUGGAUUCUGGAACUUAGUUCCCGGCUGUCACUUAUAUUGUUUAUCGAAUGU